This is a messenger RNA of Salvia hispanica, 1214 nucleotides long. RefSeq names its product peroxidase 15-like. Gene Ontology annotation, molecular function: heme binding; peroxidase activity. The record is from RefSeq and is a predicted model, not a curated record. NCBI's taxonomy places the organism in Eukaryota, Viridiplantae, Streptophyta, Magnoliopsida, Lamiales, Lamiaceae. Gene Ontology annotation, biological process: hydrogen peroxide catabolic process; response to oxidative stress.
UCAUCAUCAAAUUAAGGCAAGAUGUUCUCUUCGUCAUCUUCUUAUACUUCAUUUUUCAUGAUUCUUUUAGCUGCCUUUAGCCUAUUUCCUCUAGCUCGAGCUCAACUCAACUCGACUUUUUACUCCCUCACUUGCCCUAACGUCUCGGCCAUUGUCAACACCGCAAUGCAACAAGCCUUACAGUCCGAUCCUAGGAUUGGUGCCAGCCUCAUUCGACUUCAUUUUCAUGACUGCUUUGUACAGGGUUGUGAUGGAUCAAUUUUGCUAGACAACAAUAGUAAUAGAAGCAUCCAGAGUGAGAAGGAUGCUGCCCCGAAUGCGAACUCAACCCGCGGUUUUGAUGUCAUGGACAAUAUCAAGACUGCAGUCGAGAGUUCGUGCCCGGGUGUGGUGUCUUGUGCGGACAUUCUAGCCCUCGCCGCAGAAUCUGCUGUUUCCUUGGCAGGAGGUCCUUCUUGGAAUGUGUUAUUAGGGAGAAGAGAUAGCACAAGUGCAUAUCAAACAUUAGCAAAUACCUCAAUUCCAGCCCCAUUUGAAAACUUGAGCAAUCUCACUGCUAAGUUUAAUGCCAUGGGUCUAAAUGUUACUGACCUAGUAGCAUUAUCUGGUGCUCACACGUUCGGGCGUGCCCAAUGCCGGGUUUUCAUCAACCGUCUCUACAACUUUUCCGGCACCGGCAGCCCCGAUCCGACACUGAACGCCACCGACCUAGCCGCCCUCCGCCAGAUCUGCCCACAAGGUGGCAGCGGAUCCGCGUUGGCGAAUCUGGAUCCAACUACGCAGGAUACGUUCGACGCCAAUUACUUCUCAAACUUGCAGAUGAAUAGAGGGGUGCUUCAGUCCGAUCAAGAGCUGAUCUCCACGGCCUCGGCGCCGACAGCUCCGAUCGUCGGCCUUUUUAGCAGCAAUCAGAGUGCAUUCUUUGAGAAAUUUGUGGAAUCGAUGAUCAAGAUGGGGAACAUUGGCCCUUUGAUUGGAUUGAAUAAUGGAGAGAUUAGGUCCAAUUGCCGUAGGGUUAAUGGGAGCUAGCUAGUUGUUUUAAUUAAAUUCCAAUUGAUUUUAUUGUAAGGGUUUGGAGAUGUGCAUUGAUUAGUGUUUCUUAAUUAGCAUGGUUUUAUUGAUUUGAUUUGUUGUAUUUAAGUUUGGGAAUAAUGACUUGGAUUGUUUGUUAAUUGAUACAGUAUUAUAAUAUAUUAUAGUAUAUAGUUAGGUAA